ACUUUGUUUAGUUUAAUGUUAUGGUAGGAAAUACUCGAUCAAUUUGACUAUAGUCGAUUGAAAAAUUGCCCCAAACCUCAAAAACCUACUUUACACAGUUCCACUCCACCAUAUAUAGGACAUUUUUAUAAUCACACUCUUUGGUGUGACCCAGAUAAGGAUGCAUUUGGGUCUGGAUCUUCUCAAAGUUUCUUCCUCAUGCUCUCUCAGGGAGUUUUUCCUUACCACCUUUACCUUCGGUCUUGCUCGUUACAGAUAAAUAUAAAUUUAUUUAGAAGCUUUGUCAUUUUUAUUCUGAAUUUUUAUAUUUCUAUAAAGCUGCUUUGAAACAAGGUUCAACUGCUAAAAGCAUUAUACAAAUAAAAUUGAAUUGAACUUAAUAUAUUCCACUUGUUAAGAUAACAUUAUAUGCAGUGUGUGCAAGUCUUAACCCAGAACUAUCACAUUCUUUCAGUGUCUGCUGCCUGUGUGUUUCACAGAUGUGUCCUUGUUGGACCUUACUAUCAGUUGUCCUUGUACUAACAUCUUGACUAACCAUCAAGCUUUAAGCAUCUAAACCAGAUGGCUGACAUGUAAGAAAUCUAUCACUCAGUCAUUUGGAUACUGAUGCUGGAUUGGCAAGAGUGACCUCCAUGGCUUUUGCCACCAUUUGUGUCUGUUUUUUCUUCUCAGACAAACAAACAUAAAAAUUUUUGCGUUACCAUAUCUGGUACCAGAUACAGCACACAACGGUAAUAAAUCCCCAGUCCUAUAUUUUGCCAAGUGGCUUGUAUAAGUAUUAAAAUGCUCAUUACUUCUAGAAUUAUCAUACAAUCGUCAUGUGUUCUCACGAGUGUCUUGUAAGUCAUUUUAAAGAAAGAAAAAGAAACAACGAUAUAGGCUUGUGCUGUUUUUUACGCAAAUUAAAAUGGAAAACAUGAAUUUGUUUGAUUUUCUUAAUGCUUACUGACGUUAGUUUAUAUCAACAAGCUGGCUGUGUUCCAAUAUCAGCGCUAUGGGAUAACAGAAUGGGUGGUUACAUAAGGUUAAUUAGUGGAUUAACCCAUCAUUAAUUACUCCAUCACAGUGCAUGGAAAAAUACUAAUAUUGGUAGCUUUAUUAAGGACACAUUUUCCCCAAGAGUGGGCUGAAUUCAUUACAUGAUAAAUACAAUUUUUUGCUGAAUUUAUUCCCACUUCUUGGCUGAGACAUGGUACUUUUUCCAAUAGCAGCUAUAUUUUCAAUAUAUGUGUUUAUUAUGGCUAUAUAUAUGUUCAAUAUAGCUGGGUUUAUAUUCAACAUUACCACACAUUAUCAGUUCAAAUAUGUAUAGCUUUUAAAGCAUUUUUUCAUUAAGCCUUAGAAGCAGAGUUGAUAUUGUGAAUUGGGAAACAUGUCAAUCUCACUGAGUUUGGCUGUGACGUACUGUAGUUGUUGGUGCAAGAUGGUUGAGUAUUUUAUAAAUGGCUGAUAACUCAUAUAAACACUCUUUAUACCCAUGAUGAGCAAAAAAACAUCUCAGGACAAGGUCAAGACUUGAAGUGGAUGGGCUACAACAGUAAAAGACUGCAUCAGGUUCCACUCUGGUGAGCCAAGAACUGGAAUCUGAGGCAUCUGAGACUGGAGAGUUGAAGAGUGGAAAAAAUAUUGCCUGUUCUUUUUCCAGUCUUUACUUUAGUGCAUCUAAUCUCCUAAAGGAGACAAAUAUCUAACAAAAGGAGCUGGUGGUCAUGGGAGCACCUGGAUCAUACUACUGGACUGGAACAGUGAAAGUGUUCAAUAUCACCUCCAAUACACAAUACAAUCUCAACAAAGAUCAGCUGAGUUCUCAAAGAUACAGUUACCUGGGCUAUGCAGUCACCGCUGGCCACUUCUCCUCACCUACUGCCAUCGAUAUCGCUGCUGGUGCACCUCAGGAUGGUGGUGGAGGAAAAGUUUACGUCUUCAGACUCGACGGUGUCUCUCUUGUUAAGGUCUUUCAAGCCUCAGGGAAAAUGAUGGGCUCAUACUUUGGCUCCUCACUGUGUGCAGUUGACCUGAACGCAGAUGGAUUCUCAGACCUGCUGGUAGGAGCACCGAUGUACAGUGAGGUUCGAGAUGAAGGCCAGGUGUCUGUUUACAUCAGCAGGGGCAAUGUGAGUUCAUUCCUUCAUAAGGGGGUGACGGAGGAUGCAGUGGUUUUGAAUGGCGACAAUGCAUACAAUGCUCAUUUUGGAGAGUGUAUCAGUGCCAUUGGGGACAUCGAUGAUGACGGAUACCAAGAUGUGGCGAUAGGAGCUCCCAAAGAGGACGACUUUGUGGGUGCAGUUUACAUCUACCAUGGAGAUGCGAAAGGAAUAGUCAACAAGUACUCAAUGAGAUUGUCGGGACGAAGCAUCAGUCCAUCCAUCCAAAUGUUUGGCCAGUCAAUAUCUGGCAACGUAGACAUGGAUGGAAACGGAUAUCCAGAUGUGACAAUCGGCGCAUUCAUGGCAGACAGUGUGGUGUUAUUAAGGUCUAAACCGGUAAUCACUGUGGACAUGUCCAUCUUUCUGCCGGCCUCCAUAAACAUCACUGUUCCUCAGUGUCAUGAAGGUCCACAGCAUCUCAACUGCUUUAAUGUCACUCUUUGUAUGAGCUUCAACGGGAAACUUGUGCCAGGACAGAUAGAGCUGCUGUACAAUCUAACAGCGGAUACAGACAAGCGAUACAAAGGCCUGACAUCACGGGUUUACUUCACACAAGGUGGAGAGCAGACUGGUGUUGUGAGUCAGAACUUCAGCCUUAGAAUCAACCAGCAGAAAUGCCAUCACUACACAGCCUAUGUACGGAAGGAAGUGAAGGACGUGUUUGCAGCCAUCAUUUUUGAGGCAUCAUACAGCCUGGGCAAGCAUGUUCUGGAAGAACGUCGUGAGAAUGAGCUUGCUGCACUCUCGCCUGUACUGCGAUGGAGAAAAGGAGACAAGAUUGCAACAAGGAAUGAGACUUGGUUUGAGAAGAACUGUCUGUCUGAUGACUGUGCUGCUGACCUAAAGCUGCAUGGCAAACUGCUGCUUUCAGGACAUCACAUCAGGCCCCAUCUUGCUCUCGGUGGAGUGAAAAACGUCUCUCUCAACAUAACCAUCGUCAACUCUGGCGAUGACGCUUAUGACACCAACAUCUACUUUAAUUUUUCCAGGGAGGUUCACUACAUAAACUUUCUGCAGAGGGAAGAGAAAGGCAUUUCCUGUGAACUGAUUCAGCUGGACUUCCUUAAAUGCAGUGUGGGAUUUCCUUUCAUGAAAGCACAGACUAAGUAUCAUUUGUCUGUACUUUUUGACACAAGUCAUCUGUCUGGUGAAAAUAAAACACUGCUGUUUUUAGUACAUGCCAGAAGUGCCAACCCAGAACAUGAGAACAAAUUACAUGAUAACACGUUGGAGCUGUCUAUCCCACUGAUGCACGAAGUGGACACAGCUGUGACUGGUCUGGUUAAUCCUUCCUCAUUCGUGUAUGGAAAUUCUGUUGACCCAUCUCGCUUUGUUCAGCUGGAGGACUUGGAGUGCAACUUCCAGCCUCUCAACUUUACUUUUCAGGUGAUAAACAAUGGGCCAAGCAGACUGCCGGGCUCCACUGUGGAUAUAAGGAUACCUAACAGACUGGUGGGAAAUGGAGCAGACAUGUUCCACAUCUUAGACACACAAGUAGCUGAAGGCAAAGGGAACUGUACAUGGCACAGAAACCCCACACCAUGCGUCAUUCCCCAGGACAGAGAGAGUAUUUUCCAUACCAUCUUUGCGUUCUUCACCAAGUCUGGCAGGAAGGUCUUGGACUGUGACAGGCCAGGAAGAGCCUGUCUAACUAUUUCCUGUAAGCUAAGAUCCCAAGCUAAAGACGAAGCUACAAUUAUUGAUGUGCAAAUGCUACUGAACACUGAACCACUAAAGAAAGACAGCUCCUCGGUUAUUCAGUUUGUGACACGAAGUCAUGUCCAAAUAGACAGCCGGGCUAUGGAGGUGUCCGAUGGCCUACCAGAGGACAUUUCACUGGUGUUUGAGGCAUUGCACAGUCAGGAGCCCAGGGGUUAUGUGGUGGGCUGGAUCAUUGCCAUCAGUCUGCUAGUGGGGAUCCUCAUCUUCCUCCUGCUGGCUGUGCUGCUCUGGAAGAUGGGAUUUUUCAGGCGGCAUUACCGGGAGAUAAUAGAAGCAGAAAAGAACAGGAAAGACAGUGAUGAGAGCUGGGAUUGGGUUCAGAAGAGUGAAUGAAAGCCUGGAGUUGUUUCAGAUGACCCACUAAGCUGCUACCUUCACCACAGCCAUGUCCUUAGUCCCACCAUCCAUAUCGUCUUCCAUAUGUGGAAGAGAAGAAUAUUCUCCAAAUUUUUCGGGGGCCUUGACACUUUUUUUUGUAGGUAGAGAAAUGGAUAUUUGGCAUGAUGACAUGGUUCACCAGAUAUGACUCAUAGUGGAAUUCCAUAUGAUCCCAAUGGAGGCCGUCUGCCAGUUGGAGCAUAAGGACGGAAGGAAAGCAUCGAAGGAUUCCACAUAAGGAUAUGGAUAUUGCGUCAAAACUAGCAGAUCAUAAAAACUCUCAGGGCGCUGUUUAAGAGCAAAGACCUAUUUUUUUACAUGUAUUCAUGUAUGAUGUAUAAAUGAGAGCUUCAAGAGGGCUUGUAGAUUGUUAGCCUUCAAACAUAUAUUUUUAGUAUUGAUGUUUGAAAGCACUGAUUCCCGACACAUGCUGAAGGUUUGAUACUCUUCAUGUAAAGAUCAAUGUUCCAGGAAGAACAUACAAUAGUACCAUAUGUUGGAAACAUCCUGAAAAUAAAUGGAGGGUUGUACCUCUGUUUCUUUUCAUUUCACAGCCAUCCAAUUUGCGAAAAAAAUGUUGUUGUUGUUGUUGAUGAUUUUGUUUUUUCCGUUGUUGCUUUUGAAGCUUUACUAUUUUUGUAAAGCUUUCACUGCUUUUGCAGUGAAACUCUUCUUAUCCUCUGGUCAAAUAUUGCACCUAAAGAAAAGUCCAAAUGUGUUGUAGUGCAUGACUGGGCCUAAGCUCAUUCUUUGGGGCUUUUGGGAAAAGUUUUAUGUCAACACAUUGGAAUGCAAAGCUCCCUCAUAACUCAGAGCACAUCAGUUAUAAAGCAAAGCCCCACUCCAAGCAGAGGUGUGCAGUCACGUCUUUCCAAACUAUUUUUAUUCAAGUUCAUCAGCCAAUUGCGCAUAACUGUAAAAUGCAGCAGUAAAGCAGAGCAUAAUGGAUAUAGAACCUAUUAAAUUCCAUCAUCAUGUUCUUGUUUCUGGUGAGCUAUUAUUUUCUCCUUUUCUUUCAAUUCUUACCCAUAAUCUUUAUCAUACACUGAAUCUACAGAUUGUCAUAUGUAUCGUUUUUUUUUUUGCUUGAACAAAAAAAUUACCUUUACAAAUAAUAUAAAUAUUUUUAAAAAAUAGAGAUGACGUUGGAUUUUUUUUUAUAUAUAUAAUUCACUAAACUUUUAUACCAAAGUCAGCAAAUUUUCUAGUUACUGCUUAUCUUUCAAAUUUGUUGGUUUACUGAAGAAAAUUGCUUGUACGUUAUAUAAAUGAUCCAUUCUGUCACUGGCAUAAACACAUUUCUCCUCUGCACCUGGCAAUGUUUUAUUUUUGACAUCAUUUUUGUUUUUUUUGUUUUUAUUUUGCAUGUGCAUAUGAGAGAGAAAUACUUGACAUUAAAUAGCUAUUUAUGUAUUGUAUAUUGACUGUGAGUGUUUCAGCAGUAUUACUAUCACCUUUUUUUUUUUUUGAAUAAACUACUGUCACAGAUUUUCUUUUUUGUAAAUGCAGUAAAGUGAAAUACUUUGUGUAUAUUUGUCUGUUAAUUUUUCCAUUUUAAAAAAAUUAAAGUUCACAAUUGGA
This is a messenger RNA of Tachysurus fulvidraco (yellow catfish), 5828 nucleotides long. It is a transcript of the gene itga9, whose product is annotated as integrin, alpha 9. Gene Ontology annotation, molecular function: integrin binding. The record is from RefSeq and is a predicted model, not a curated record. Bases 1710 to 4202 code for a protein of 830 amino acids. Gene Ontology annotation, biological process: cell-matrix adhesion; integrin-mediated signaling pathway; cell adhesion mediated by integrin. NCBI's taxonomy places the organism in Eukaryota, Metazoa, Chordata, Actinopteri, Siluriformes, Bagridae. Gene Ontology annotation, cellular component: integrin complex; external side of plasma membrane. The transcript has 24 exons.